This is a messenger RNA of Knipowitschia caucasica, 1101 nucleotides long. Lineage: Eukaryota; Metazoa; Chordata; Actinopteri; Gobiiformes; Gobiidae. The record is from the annotation of a GenBank genome assembly.
AUGGUGGUCUUUGGACACAACAUAGAUGCCUGUACCACGGUCCAGGCUCUGCUCUCUCUGGGACUCCCUGGUCCUCAGAUCCACCUGGUCCUGGUCCCGUCUGAGUCCGGCCCCUGGCUCCUGGACCCCGCUGUGGACCAGGCCGUGAUCGGCAUUAUGGAGACAGUUCACAUCCAGGUCUACCAGAACUGUGAGCUCCAGACCAUCAGGACCCAGGAGAACCGGGUGACAGGAGUGACCUUCAGCUGCAGAGGAGAAACUAUAGAGAUCUGCUGUGGGGCCCUGGUCUGCCUCUGCUCACCUGGUCUGGACCGUCGGAUGCUGCGUGCUCUCCUGAACUCCUUCCUGGUCUUUGAUGGACGUCUGGUAGUGGACAGCUGCUUCCGCACGUCUGACCCCUGGAUCUGUGCGGCUGGAACUAUGACCAAGUACAGCAGGAAGUACUACAGUGAGGAGUGGAGCCACCAGAGAUACUGCUCUACACAGAUCGGACAGGAUUUUGCUCGUCAGAUUCUGCUGUUUUUCGACCCGACGUCAAAACCACGAGAAGAGAGUGACCUGCUGCCACUGUACAACAGGCCAAAGGUCACAGGUGGAGUUCUGCCUGGAGCGCUGCACUUCCUCCAUGUCACCAAACCCUCUCCCUCUGAACUCAACUCUGUACCAUAUCUGAAGGACAAGGUUCUGGUCACUGGGGAUCCCGCCUCAGGGUCAUAUUUCCGUCUGCAGCUGGACGACUGUGAGCGAGUGGAGACCAUCACCUGUGUGGCACACAAACCCCUCCCCCUCCACAACCUGCUCUGUCUGUACGGACAACAGCAAAGCCUGCUGGGAAAUCUCAGCCGAGGACAGGUGUCCGACCUGUACAGCUUCUUCAGGCAGAGCUGGUGCUUGGCAAUCUUCCAUGAUCGGUUCACUGAUUUCCAACUGGAGCUGCGGGCCCUGGCUAACCACUCUGCCGCUGAGACACAUGGACAGGAGCAGAGACCUUCAGAGGACCUGGACCCAGAGACCAGGACCGAGAUCCGCUCUGCUGUGGUCCGGUACCUGAGCUACAACCGUAACCUGCUGCCAAUGUUCGCUCUACCGGGGCAUCUGUGA